Messenger RNA from Trichoplusia ni (cabbage looper), 588 nucleotides. Its product is annotated as phosrestin-1-like. The record is from RefSeq and is a predicted model, not a curated record. The transcript has 3 exons. Gene Ontology annotation, molecular function: G protein-coupled receptor binding. Gene Ontology annotation, cellular component: cytoplasm. NCBI's taxonomy places the organism in Eukaryota, Metazoa, Arthropoda, Insecta, Lepidoptera, Noctuidae. Gene Ontology annotation, biological process: G protein-coupled receptor internalization; signal transduction. The coding region runs from base 52 to 507 and encodes 151 amino acids.
CUACAAAAUCCUCUAUCUCCUCAAACAUUUGGACGCUGGUCUCCACGUUCCAUGAAUCCGUCCGAAAUGUUGAAAUUGUUACUCUUGAGAUGCUUGAAAUCGAAGCAGAAGCCAGAGCCUGUCAUACCAACAGCUCCAAAUAUUCUGGUUCUGAAUGACCCGGAAGAUGAUGACAGAAAUUGUGAGAUUAUCCGUUUAGGUAGAGCAAUUGUGUUCAAAAAAUCAUCGCCGAACAACAAACUGACGCUUUACUUAGCGUCCCGAGACUUGGUGGUGGAAAACGGCUCCAUCGAUAGAAUCCAAGGGGUUCUGCAUGUUGAACCGGAAUACCUUGAGAACAAGAAGCUAUAUGGACAAGUCACCUUGACCUUUAGAUAUGGCAGAGAAGACGAGGAAGUCAUGGGCCUGAAGUUCUGCAACGAAGCUAUAAUGAGCCUAGCUCAAAUAUGGCCGCUACACUGCAACCACGACAGAGAGCCAAACACCCCAUUACAGGUAAACUGCUAACCUUUACCCACAAAUAGAGCAAAAUAGACUUAAACUAUUCGCAUUAGGUUCACAAAUGUGUGACAAUAAGUCAUAACAUUC